ACACAAAAAGUGAGUGACCAUGAAGAUUGUUCACAGGGACUUCGUUCGCGGCGGACCCGGCAAAGUUAAGAUGGUGCCGCUCGAUUCCGAUGAUCUGUGGUAUGUUUUCAACUUGAUAGCUGUUGGCGAUAGUGUUAUUUCUGUCACUGUCAGGAAAGUUUUAAGAGAAGCGGCUAGCGGUGGGAGAGAUGCAGAGCGUGUGAAGCUCAAGUUGGAAAUAAAAGUUGACAAGGUUCCUGAGUAUGAUCAAGAAGGCGGUGUCGUGCGUGUAAGCGGAAAGAAUAUCCUUGAAAAUGAACAUGUGAAGAUAGGAGCACAUCAUACUCUGGAACUUGAGCUUCACCGGCCUUUUAUUUUAAAAAAGGAUGUGUGGGACUCAGUGGCCUUGCUUGAACUCAAUCAAGCCUGUGAUCCUGCGGCAAGUGCUGACCUAGCUGUUGUAAUAAUGCAAGAAGGAUUAGCACAUAUUCUCCUUGUUGGUAGAAGUAUGACAAUAACUCGGUCACGGAUAGAAACUUCAAUUCCACGCAAGCAUGGACCUUCAGUUGCAGGUUAUGAGAAAGCUUUGAGCAAGUUCUUUGAAAAUGUGUUACAGGCUUUCUUGAAGUAUGUUGAUUUCAGUGUUGUUCGCUGCGCUGUGAUUGCAAGUCCAGGUUUCACAAAGGAUCAGUUUCAUCGUCACUUAUUGUUGGAAGCAGAGAGAAAACAGCUGAGGCCUAUCAUUGAGAACAAGUCACGGAUAGUUCUUGUGCAUACAACCUCGGGUUACAAGCAUAGUUUGAAAGAGGUCCUGGAUGCUCCAAAUGUUAUGAAUCUGAUAAAAGAUACUAAAGCAGCACAAGAGGUCCGGGCUCUCCAAGAUUUCUUCAGUAUGCUUUCAAAUGAGCCACAUCGUGCAUGCUAUGGACCAAAACAUGUUGAGGUUGCUCAUGAACAAAUGGCUGUGCAAACCCUUUUGAUAACAGAUGAGCUGUUCAGGAAUGCUGAUGUAGUAACGAGGCAAAAGUAUGUCAAUUUGGUGAACUCAGUGAAGGAUUCGAAGGGAAAUGUUCACAUAUUUUCUUCUAUGCACGUUUCAGGAGAACAACUGGCACAAAUAACUGGCAUUGCUGCAAUUCUUCGUUUCCCUCUACCAGACCUGGAUGAUAUAGAGAUGUGAUAGAGCAUCUGGCGCUGUUGGUAAACACAAAUGAAUUUUAGGUUAUAGGCUUAUAGUUGGCCGCCAAUGUUGUGUUACUUGUUUACUAUCUGCUUUGGCCAAUAUGCUUUGUACACACAACAGCAAUGAAAUUCGUGACACACCAUAUGUAACCCAAUGUGUUUGUUUGUUUUGAUAUAGUUACAAGAUUGUUGAUAGAAAACCUUUACCUGUACUCAAGUAUAUGGAAAGAGUUGAAG
This is a messenger RNA of Fragaria vesca subsp. vesca, 1398 nucleotides long. RefSeq names its product protein pelota-like. Gene Ontology annotation, cellular component: cytoplasm. The transcript has 16 exons. NCBI's taxonomy places the organism in Eukaryota, Viridiplantae, Streptophyta, Magnoliopsida, Rosales, Rosaceae. The coding region runs from base 20 to 1159 and encodes 379 amino acids. The record is from RefSeq and is a predicted model, not a curated record. Gene Ontology annotation, biological process: ribosome disassembly; nuclear-transcribed mRNA catabolic process, non-stop decay; nuclear-transcribed mRNA catabolic process, no-go decay.